Molecule: messenger RNA, 1318 nt
Organism: Xenia sp. Carnegie-2017
Lineage: Eukaryota; Metazoa; Cnidaria; Anthozoa; Malacalcyonacea; Xeniidae
Product: glycerol-3-phosphate dehydrogenase 1-like protein
Exons: 10
Coding region: 80-1234 (384 amino acids)
Biological process (GO): glycerol-3-phosphate catabolic process; carbohydrate metabolic process
Cellular component (GO): glycerol-3-phosphate dehydrogenase (FAD) complex; cytosol
Molecular function (GO): NAD binding; protein homodimerization activity; glycerol-3-phosphate dehydrogenase [NAD(P)+] activity
Source: RefSeq, a predicted model, not a curated record
AGGCAGGCUAAGCACAAAAACAGACUUCCUGGAAUGAGCAUUUAUUAGUGAGCACCCAACGUCCGCGGUAUUGUUUGUUAUGAAUGCAUUAUUUAUUCGCAAGCAUACACGCCGGUUGUGUUUCGACAAAUGUUUAAAACUUUGCCGAGAAUUUUCGAAGCAAACGCGUCAGGCAAGCAACGGUGCGAUGUCUGACAGGGCGAGAAGGAUAUGUCUCGUUGGUUCAGGAAAUUGGGGUUCAGCAAUUGCAAAAGUGGCUGGAGAAAAUGCUAUUCAAAAGCCCAAAAGAUUUAUCUCUCCAAUAAUGAUGUACGUCUAUGAGGAGGUUGUUGAUGGCCGCAAGUUGUCUGAGAUAAUAAACACAGAUCACGUAAAUCCUAAAUAUAUGCCCGGAAUCAAAUUGCCAGAAAAUGUGGUGGCUAUUCCAGAUGUUGUCGAGGCUGCACGUGAUGCAGAUGUUCUAGUUUUUGUAGUACCUCAUGUUUUCAUUCGUAGGAUUUGUCAGUCACUUAAAGGCAACAUCAAGAGUGAUGCCAUUGGAAUUUCCCUUAUUAAGGGACUUGACUCGUCCAGUGAAGGUGUUUCAUUGGUAUCAAAAGUGAUUGAGGAGGAGCUAUCGAUGCCUUGUCAUGUUCUUAUGGGUGCUAAUCUUGCUGGAGAGGUGGCACAAGAGAUGUUUGUCGAGGCAACAAUAGGAUGCACGGUCACCGAACAUGCGCCUAUUUUGAAAGAUCUUUUUCACUGUCGAUAUUUCAAGGUGAACACAGUCACCGAUGCUGUCACCGUGGAGCUCUGUGGUGCAAUAAAGAACGUUGUUGCCAUUGGAGCAGGAAUAAUCGAUGGUUUGGAAUGUGGGGAAAACACAAAGGCAGCUGUUAUACGUCUUGGUAUGGUCGAAAUAUUAUUGUUCAUCAAGACAUUUUAUGGCGAGGUGAACAAGGAGAUAUUUUUCGAGUCGUGUGGAUUCGCCGAUCUCAUUGCCUCAUGCUAUGGUGGAAGAAAUCGACGAUGCGCUGAACUCUUCGCCAGGACAGGAAAGAGUUUUGAAGAUCUGGAGAAAGAAAUCCUUAACGGUCAGAAACUUCAGGGACCUUCCACACUUCAUCAAGUGUAUAAAACAAUAAAGGAAAAGGAUUUGAUCCAAAGUUUUCCGUUGUUCACGUCGCUGGCAAAAAUUGUAUGUGAAGGUCAAACACCGACGACUCUGAUCGACAAGCUGAAAGAUCACUUUUAAGGACGCAAAUAUUUAAUGUACGCGAGCAGUCAUCAAAUAAUGUUUUCAUUGAAAAGAACAGUAAACUUAACGAGUCGCCCCAAA